Molecule: messenger RNA, 1445 nt
Organism: Triticum aestivum (bread wheat)
Lineage: Eukaryota; Viridiplantae; Streptophyta; Magnoliopsida; Poales; Poaceae
Exons: 3
Coding region: 322-1374 (350 amino acids)
Source: RefSeq, a predicted model, not a curated record
GUUCUGUACGGCAUUCGCUAGCCACCGGAUCACCCGAAGACGGUCUGCCCAGAUCCACACAAUCAAGGCGCCGGCGAAGGUUGUCUGGACUCCGGGAAGCUAGCCUCCAGAAUCAAUCACCGGAUCAACGUACCAAACGAAGAUGGCGUGGGCAUAAAUAACCAGGGGAAGGACUCUAGUCUAUUCUAGUUAGGAAAAUCAUAUUCCUACGUCCAACAACCCCUCUGUUUAUGCAACUCGUGGCCACGCCAUUGCGUCUCCACCCCCUUCAACUACGGCAGGAAAUCAGAGUGAAGGAGGCACGCCUUCAACCAUUGCACAAUGGGGCAGGACGAGGCAGGCAACCCUGGCAACGACCAAGGAAGCAGCGGGGCAGCCCUCAACGCCGGCGGCGACGAAGACGGCGCCCGUGCGUUCAUCGCCCAAGUUAAGGAGGAGGUGGAGAGGUGCCUGGCGGCAGGCAUGAGCAAGGAGCAGAUGUUCCACGAGCUUCGCGAGAAGGGGUUUCACCCUGCGGCCGCGUUUGCUGUUUACAAGGAGCUUCGUGACCAGAACAAUAGUUGGUUCAAAGACUACUACGUCAAGAUGGAUUUGAGGAAGCAGGCCGAGCGACUCGAAUUUCUGCUGCACCAGUACCGAACGGUUCGCGAUGCCGAUGCCGCCGCCAGAGCGCAAGGAACAGCGGCGCAGCAAACCGCCAUGGACAUCCCGAACGACGUGGGGUUGCUGGGGCACUGGACGGUACCGGCUGGGUUGGACGGCACACGUCUGGUUUGUAGUUCAAGCAGCGGCGAUCGUCGGCUUGCUGCCGCCUCUCCUCAGCUACCGUCGUCGUCGGCGACGAUGUAUGUCCCGACUGGACAACUGCUUUACCAGAGAGAGCAGCCGGUUCCCAACGGCGGGGUCCAAGGGGUACUCGAGCCAUCCGCAGCUUUUACUGUUUCCAAUGAUGCCAUGGCGGUCACCUAUCCUUGGUCGUGCACCGACAAUGUUCAGAUCGACGAUGUUGGGACGAUGCUGUUGCAUGGAGAGCAAGGUCGACCUCUGCAGCAAUGGUAUCCGGGUGCAAGUGCAGGCGUCGUUCCGCCAUGGGACUCCAAUUGGCCACUGCCGUCGUCUGUCCAGAUGCCACCUGAAAACCUUGAGCACCACGACCGUCCAGCUCCAUGUCACGGAGAGCAAGCUGAACAGCGGUUGCUAAUUGACAGCCUACGACUAGGAGAGGACAGGAAUCCUCAAGUUCAUGUGGCCUUCCUACACGGCGAGCAAGCUCACGAACCGUUGCAUCAAUGGCAGACUGGUAUCCAACCAGAGGCACCUUCUAAACGUCUACCGGGGUACCAGAAUCGCCACGAUCUUGCUGCUUCGGAAUAACGUCUUCGUCGGCGUACAACCUUCUGGCAGAUUUAUAGAGUAGAAUUGCUCGUGAUAGAGAUUAACAUCAG